Messenger RNA from Triticum urartu, 360 nucleotides. NCBI's taxonomy places the organism in Eukaryota, Viridiplantae, Streptophyta, Magnoliopsida, Poales, Poaceae. The record is from RefSeq and is a predicted model, not a curated record.
GGCGUUGUGGACGAGGGUUUCCAACACCUGCAGUCGGUGGAGCAGGAGGGCUUCCUCGCCGAGGUCGUCAACCUCUUCCUCCACGACGCCGACACAACAUCCUCAACGAAGAACCAGCCCCUGGUGAACUCCGACGGGGUGGGCGCACUGGUGGAUGAGCUCAAGGGGUGCAGCGGCAGUGUUGGUGCUAAGAAAGUGAAUCUCUCCUGCAACCGCUUCCGUCAGUUUUAUGAGGCAAAAAGUAAAGAAGGGUGUCUCAUGGCAUUGGCGCUUGUCACGAAUGAGUUUUCUGAUGUGCGCGACAAGCUCCACACCAUGAUACGGUUGGAGCAGCAGAUCGCGGCCAUUGGUCCUCGGUAG